This is a messenger RNA of Callithrix jacchus (white-tufted-ear marmoset), 7957 nucleotides long. Its product is annotated as golgin subfamily A member 6A. Lineage: Eukaryota; Metazoa; Chordata; Mammalia; Primates; Cebidae. Gene Ontology annotation, biological process: Golgi organization. The record is from RefSeq and is a predicted model, not a curated record. Gene Ontology annotation, cellular component: Golgi cisterna membrane; Golgi cis cisterna; cis-Golgi network.
UCUGUGGGCCCCUCUCCCGUGCAUACUUGCUCCGGGAAAGCCCUCCCUCCUGGGACCCCAUGGGUCCUGGUGGUGGUGGGUCGGUGGCUUACUGCCUGUUGAGAAACGCUGGUCACUAGACCCCAGCACAUACCCCUCUCCCAGGGCCAAGCAUGCCCUUCACCGUCUGUGUGGAACUCCCAACCUCCCCAUUGCUGGUGACCAUGCGGCCCACUGUCAUCAGCUUGGGUGAGUGGUGGGUGGUUUCCUGGGCCCACCCUCAAAGAGACCCUACCCCAGCUGGGCUCGAUUUCCUCAAAGGCUUGUUCUCAGGGCAGCUAAGGUAGCUUCCUGGGCCGGUCUUCCCCCUCCACCUGGGCCUGGGGCCAGUCCAUUGGGUCAUUGUUAGACUUGUGUGGCUUCCUGGUGGUGGGGCCCAGCUGCGCCAUCCCUCCUGUAGCAGCCUGGCUUGACACUAGGCUGGGAUUUGGAGUGGUAGCUGCCAUUGUCCCCUUAUACUGUUCAUACUGGCCUAGGAAGAGUCCUGGGCUGUGGAGGGGACAGGUAAGCACAACACAUUGGCCACUGCAGUGUCAACCUGGGGGAGGGUCCUUGGGACCCAGAAGAGGUUUCUAAACUGGACCUUGAAGACAAUUAGGAAGUCAUGUGCAAAGUGGGGUCUGGGUGGACAGAACCGUGCAUGCAGAGUCUUGAUGAGUUUGCUGCAGGGAAAUCCCCAGGCGGGGCUGAGAAGCCUGGCUAGAAAUCGAGCAACCCGUAAACUCAGUCCCACAACCUGAGGAAUGGGGGCGUGAGCCACGAGGGAUCAUGUGAGGCUACCCCUACAGGGAUGGAAGAAAUGCAGUGGAGGUGGAGUUUCUGAAUCUGGGGCUCCCCCAGGCCCUGGGCAGACAUGGGUGCCUCAUCAGCUCUGUCAGUCCGUCUCAUGGCCAGCGCAUGACUGGAGUAGGUGCUUUCUUUUUCCUUAGAUCCUUCCUCUUCCCUCCGCCUUCUCCUCCCUCCUCUCCCUCCCUCUCUUGCUGCACACCUGUGUCCCUGCUGCUUGCCUGACACACAUCACCUAUAUUUUGGCCACUGUCUUUUAUUUUUGCGACGGAGUUUCGCUCUUGUUACCCAGGCUGGAUACCCAGGCGUGAUCUCGGCUCACCGCAACCUCUGCCUCCUGGGUUCAGACAAUUCUGCCUCAGCCUCCUGAGUAGCUGGUAUUACAGGCACGCGCCACCGUGCCCAGCUAAUUUUUGUAUUUUUAGUAGAGACGGGGUUUCACCAUGUUGACCAGGAUGGUCUCGAUCUCUUGACCUCGUGAUCUGCCCGCCUCAGCCUCCCAAAGUGCUGGGAUUACAGGCUUGAGCCACUGCGCCCGGCCAUGGCCACCGUCUUGAAUGGAGGAGCAACCUCCCUUGAGGGAGUGUGUCCUGGGCUGUCCACCUCCUACUGACAGGACAUAAGGUCACUCCCACACCCCUAAGAGUUCUCUGUGAGCUCAAUGGAGCCCUCACCUCUCCCACAGAGACUCCUGAGAGUCCCAGGUGGCCUGUCUACUGGCUGGGUCCCAGGUGGCAGCCUCAAGAAGUCUCCAGGGCAAAGGGUAUUGCAUGGGCUGAGGACCAGGAGAGGGACUCCUGGGGUUGAGGGUGGGGACCCAGCAGGCCCCAAGGAGCGUGUGGGGAAGACGAGACCAAAGUCAGCACUUAAUUAACCCAGAGUGUCCCCUGGGUGGGGGUGGGGAGGGACCACACCCCAAAUCUCUACAACUCUUCUCACAGCAUUGCCGUGGAGUGAGAACGGGGCUUUCACCGUCAUAGGGGGCUCUGUCCACCAAGGCCCCUGACUGCCGGGGAGCCCACACCCACAGUGCCCUUCUUUCUGAAUGCUGGCCCUUCCACAGCCUGGAUCCUUGAGCCUGGGCAGAGGGACAAUGACCCCUGGACUGUCUUCACAAGCAGAGAGGCUACUUGUCACCAGGCCCUGACUCUUCGGGCUGAGCUCAGCAGCAGGCCUCUCUCUCACCAAGACCCCCUGGACAGAAGGGGCUCAGCCCUGAGGACCCAGCACUCCCCACACUUGCAUGUCCCUGCUGGGCAUCCACCCUGGGGACCCACUUUCCCCCUGCCCCCAGCUGCUGGCAGCCCCAUCUUGACUUGUCUGGGAUCCCUGAGGCCACACCAGGAAGCAGCCGGCAGCUGGGAGGCACACCUGCUGUUUCUGCAUCUUUUUUUCUGGAGCUUAUGUGGGUGGGAGGGGCUACAGACGCCAGGGAUCCUGCAGGCCACGCCUCCCACUCCCUGGCUGAAUGAGCUUUCUUCUCAGGGGUCUGACUGGAAGGCAGGGACCGACCUGUCACAGAGGCAGGUCUGAGUAGUCCAGGCCCGUUCCUACUCUCCAGCAGGGCCCCUUCUGUUCAUUUGUGCAGCUGCCUUUGCCCAAAGCACCAGUGAAGUCUGCGCGGACUGUCCUUUGUUUCCAAGGGGAGUGUGGCUCCAGUCCUGGCCUGGAACUCAGAUGCCUUAGAAUUAGAGGCCACAUCUGGCAGGGUGGAGUAGCGUGGCCUGCCCAUGGCCAGGGCAGGUACCACGUUGGCAGCCCCAGACCUGACACCACGGCUCCCGUGUCCCCUCUCCACUUCCGUCCAGCACAUCACUUACACUACGUCUGCCCCUGAUGAAUCCGGACUGUCAGCUUCCCCAGCUUAGCCUGGAAGUCCCACUGACCCUAAGGAGAACGGUGCCUCCUGAGCUGGGGGCUACGUGGGAAUGGGCCUGGGGUGGGGUGGGGGAGGUCAGGGUGAGACAGGUGUCCAGCACCUCUCUGUUUAUCUUCCCUUCUCUUUUGCCCACAAAAGAGGCAUCUUCUCCAUAACCCUCUGCCACCCCGAGGACAUAAAAUAUUUCCCCCGUUAUGUCUUCCCUUGGACACGGCCCACCUGCCUUCCUGUGGGACUCAGGGCUUUGUUUUGUCCUGUGGCCCACAUGAGAAGCAAUUAUCCCUACUCUGCUCAGCUGAGAGAGUUAAACUGAGGCAGAGCAGGGGAACAACUCUGUCGUAGUCUGGAUGUUAACAGCAGAGGCAAGAGCAGCCUUUCCUCGAGUGGUCGGGUCCGGUGGACACCAAGCGUGGAGGCUGUAUCAGUCGGUUUUGCGUUGCUCCAGAGGAAUACCUGAGACUAGAUCAUUCAUUUCUCUUUUUCAAGGUUUGGUAGGGCCACUAGGCUGAGGGUUGGAGCCCCGUCUCCUAGUCCCAGCCUGGGUCUCCAUCACUGGCUGGCCGGCUCUGCUUGCUGCGUUCUCUCCACACCUGCCUCCUGCAGCCCAGGGGUCAGUCUGGGUGCAGACCUGGGAAAGGUCCAGGAGCAGAUUCUGCCCCCCAGCUCUUACCUCCUGUGCACCAAGGCAGCCAAAAUACAGCAGCAGAACCAGGAGCGCUGGCUUGUCCCAGUAUCCCAGUGUUUUGGGAGGCUGAGGUGGAAACAUCACUUGAGAGCAGCCUGGACAACAUAGCAAGACCCUGUCUCUACAGAUAAUAAAAUUGGGCAUGGUGGCAUGCACCUGUAGUCCCAGCUACUCAGGAGGCUGAGGUGGGAGGACUGCAUGAACCCAGGAGGUCAAGGCUGCAGUGAGCUAUGACUGCACCACUGCACUCCAGCCCGGGCAACAGAGCAAGACCCUGUCUCUAAAACAAGAAACAAAGUGCAUUGUGUGUGGAAUCCAGCUUCUGGCGUGUGGACCUGACCUCACUCGGUCCCAUCAGUGAGUGGGAGGCUGCCUGCUGUCUCCCAGAACAUUCCCACCACUACACCUGUGUUUCUCCUGUGUUCCCUGGCAGGCUUUGUGAGGGGGCCUGUUACCUACCCUCUGGCUUCCCUAAGGCACAGCUCAAACCUUUCUUGCCACUGAGAACCUUCUCGUGAAGAGUCUUACCCUCACCCACAGGCCUCCUCAUUUCAGAGCUUUUGGUGGGGUGAGUACCAGGAUUGACUCACUGCUACCAGCUGGGAGGAAUUGUCCCUAGGGUUGGGUCUCUGGAUGGCAUGUGAGGAUCUAGACGAGGACCCAGAUGCCUGUAACCUGAAGGGCAAGGGCCUCGGCUGCCAGGGCUUCACACAGCCCCUCGUCCAGCCUGACCUUCUGGGACAGGCCAGACCCCUCCAUCCUUUGGUCUUGGUCCCUACUGGGAACCCUGGUUUCCCUGGAUUACCCACUUUGACUCCAAAGGUAAUAAUGCCGACAUCCCCCGUGAGACCGUGACAGACUGAGACUAUCGUAGGGUUGCCUGGCUCAGAGUCACCAUAGCCAGGCAGAGCUGAGGUCCUGGCCCUGUUCAAGACUUUCCCAAAUCCCUUCUAGCUCUGGUACCUGGGUUCUUCCUCACCCAGCUGCAGCUUCUCCCACCCCUUCCACCAGGUGACAGAGAACCUGGCAGUCUGUGAGCCAUAGAAGGCUUCAGUUUCCUUCUGGUGAGGGAUGAGAACCAGCUUAGGGCGGGAGGGAAGAGGGGUCUGGGGGCCCUCCCAGCCCUGCCUCUGGCAUUUGAAGGAUGGUGGCUGGGCAGCAGCAUGGUUUAGGCUAGACAAGGCGGCCCCUAGGUUUAUAGCCAGGCCUCAGACAGUUGCUGCCAUGUCACCUUCGCUUCUGCACAUGCUGACCUGGCAUCCCACCUAGUUAAAGGUCCUCAGGCCUCCCGCCCCUGGGCAUUUCCCCCACUCCCAGCCCAGGCACAGCUGUCCUUGUCCUGGACUCAUCUUCAGAGAUGCUUGUCCAGCACACAGCUUUGCUGGAUGUCGCAGGCUGGGCCGGGCCCCCUUCCCUGCACUAACCUCUUCGUGAGUCUCAACUAGACUGAGCCGCAGCUUCAGGGUCAGGACAGGCUCUGACCUAAUUGAUGUGACCCAGGACAAGGGGGUUACAUCUGCUUGAGUUCUUGGCCUCUAUGGUCUCUUUGGGGCAUGAUGCCCCUCUGUCCCAUGCUUAGGUGCCCACAUGUGGCCACAAGUGCCUUUCCUUCCAACAUCCGUACUUCAGGCUGCUGCCCAGGCACCGGUGGCUCCAGGCAGAAGCGUGAGUGCAGAGCCAGGCCUGGGCUGACGUUCCGCAGGUGCUGCAGGAGCUGGCAGCCUUGGCCACGCAGCCCAUGGCCAUCCAUUCCCCUACACUGUGGCUGCCCCCAGUCCACCAUCCUUCCAGGGCCAGGCCUGGAACCAAACUGACUUCUCUCUGGACCUGACAGGUUCUUGGCUGAGCAUGAUGGUCUUGCCCAUUUCUUUGAUUAUCCUCAACAAGAGGUUUAUAGAGCCAUUGGGAACAUCACAUCUGUCUACCACGUCCUCACCAGAGACAUGACUGCCUUGGGCCAGGCCUGGGACAGUCAGAAGUUACACUUGCCUGUUGAAACCCAGAUUCAUUGGCUUCAAUCUAGGCAAUGGGCUGAUGGGCAGCUGUCACUUCUCCUUUGCUUGGGGGAGGUAGGAGAGGAAGGUCAGGCAGGAGAUCUGCUUGGCACCCACCUGUGCCUGUCUCACCUGGCUGCAGGUGCAUUGGAGACUGAACCCCUUUCUUGAUCUGCAGGUGUGGAUUUCAGGUUUCCAAUGGUUGUCAGGGUGUGCUCCAGUGCUCUCCUGGCCCUAGGGAACCCUGGGCUCCAUGAGACCUUGGCCUAGGCAGGAUUGUUUCCCACACUGUCAUCUCCCCAUACAGUCACCUCCCCAAACACUGGGCUCCAGGCUCUGGUAUAUGUAAAAGUUCAAAGGCAAAAGUCAGCCCUUCCGCUCUUCCGGAGUGGGUGGCCCCACCCCUCUCAGAGUGGGCGGGGACAGGAGUUGCAGGGGCAGCUUUCCUUGGGAUGCCACAGGUCUCUCUGGAGCUGCCUAGCCACGCCUCCUUUCCUUUCAUCUUUCUCAUGACCAAUGGGAUUGGAGCAUGAAGGCCACGCCCCUGUUCUACAUUCUAGUGUGGCCCUGGUUACGCCUCCUCUGUCUCAGACACACAGCUGCCUGGUAGAGGAGUGGAGCUGCUUACCAGUGCUCCUUUGAAUUGUGCUGAUGUGGCCCCAACCCCACCUCCCUCCCCAACCCCACCUCCCUCCCCCACCCACCAUGUCGAUGUCAGAAGAAAUUCGCAAGAUGAUAGCCUCGGCUAGGAAAAAGUUAAAAGAAUUUCAACAAAGAAACAGCCCUGCUGCUCCAUCUCGAGUGAGAAGAAGAAAGAAAAGAAACAACAGUAGCCGUGAGACAUCCGCUUCUGAUGGUUGCCAGUCACCAUGCCAUUCAGCAGCAGGUGGUCACAAGGAGGGCCCUGCACCGUGUGCCACCAUGAAAGGUCCAGAGAGCACACACCAAGUACAAAUAGCCCUGGACUCGAGCUCAGUCACAACUAGUGAACUGAAUAACACCAUCGACUUAUUGCCCUCGAGCCGCCGUGAAGCAGUCCUUGAGCAGCAGGUACAGCAGUUUCUACAGGAGCGGGAACUGCUAAAAGCGCAGGUGGCAGAGGUGACGGAGUGUCUUAAGAAAGCUCAGCUAGAAAGAGACGCUUACGCUCAACAACUCAAAACACAGAAGGUGCAGUGGCAGCAGAAAAUCCUCACAAUGGCAGGAGAAAUUGAAAUAUUCAAAAUGGAGAAAAGUCAAGAUGCAAUGAAAAUCGAGAAGCUGAAGGGGAGCCUUGCCCACCUACAAAACCUUCUGGCUGAACCCCCGAUCCCGAAGCACCCACAGGGCCCUCUGACUUGGAAAGAAAACCUAAAAACUGAAACCAAGUACCUGAGAGAUGAGCCACGGGAACAGGAGAGACUGCAGGAGGCAAAAAUGAGGCUCUGGGAGACGGAGGUGCCAUUUCUGAACGCUGCUAAAGCCAGUGCCCAGGAGGAGCAGGCACGGCUCUGUGAGCAGCUCCAGAAACAACAGGUGUGCUGCCAGCACCAGGCUCAGCUGGGGGCCUCGGCCCUGAAGGAGCCAGAGGCAGCGGCCGCAGCCACAGGGACUGGGAGCGAGUCUGGGUGUGGGGAGACCCAGCGGGCCCUGCAGGGAGCUCUCGACCAGCUGCAGAGAGACUUCAUGGACAUUUUGAAGGAGAAUUCAUACCUGAAGGAGCGGGUGGAAAAACUAGAGCUCGGAUUCAUUCAGCUCUCUGGAGAGAGAGACAUGAUAAGAAAGUCCAUCAAACCAAAUGACCGUCAGAGGGCAGUGGCCAAAACCCAGCACCAGAAGAACGAUGUUAGCAUGCUGUCGCAGGCCGAGGAGGGGAUGAAGGUAAAGCUGCUGGAGCUGCAGGGGCCAGUGAUGCAGCUUAUGAUCAACCAUGAGGUCGUCCAGCACCCUGCUAAUGAGCCCACUCCAGGGGCCCCAGCCCCCCAGGAGCCUGGUGCUGCUGACAAGGAUGAACUUUGUGAAGUGAUCCUCGCUGACAGCCUGCAGCCUGCAGGAGGGGGGGAUACACCAGAACCCCACUGCACAGCAGAUGGCACAUGGCUUUGUGAGCUGCAGGACAGCCAGCAACACCGACCCUUGGGCAGCAGUCCCUCCACGCCAUGCUUUUACCAGGCUGUGGGCGAAGGAGCGGGUAAACAUCACGAUCAGCUAAGAGCUGGCCCAGAAGUUUACAAACAAACAAAGUUAUAGGUUUAGUCUUCACGUUUACUUCAUUUGAAUGUUAGAGCCACUUGGGAUGAUUUGUGUUUCUAAUCUAUAGUUUAUUUGUAAAAAGUUAAAGGAGAGUGGGUCUUCCUGUAGCUUUCACUGAUGUUCACUUUGGCAUUUUUUAGAAUUUUUCAUUUUUAAUUUGAUAAUCGUAGGUCAUUAGCAUGCCUAUCGAGUUUGCCCUUACGUGGUGGGAGUUCAAACACACAAAGACCCACUAUUGGCACAAAACUAUUCUCGCUAGUUUGGAAUAGGCUGCCAUGGUUAUUUAAUGUUAUUGCAGCAUGUGUAUUCAUUAUGGAAUUCAGAUACAAUUGGCUUAUGUUC